AUGGCCGAGAAGAGAGAGCAAGUGAAGCCAUUAGCCCCGGCCGCUCUUGGGAUCAAGAUCGACGAAGAUGAAGACAUAUCGAUGGAAUUCAGAAACCAUCACCACCGAAAAUGCAUCACUUGCUGUGGCUGCAUAACUGCAAUCUUCUUAAUUAUAGUUAUGAUCAUGUUAGUACUCGUGUUCACCAUCUUUCACAUAAAGGAUCCCGUGAUCAAGAUGAAGAACUUAAAGAUUCAAGGAUUCGGUGCACUUGUGAGGACGGAUAAUCCCGGCCCGGCGGUUAACCUAACAGUUGAAGCUGAUGUUUCUGUCAUUAACCCUAAUGUGGCCUCCUUCAAGUUUAGCAACACUACAACAAGUUUGUACUACGACAGUAUUGUCAUUGGUGAAGCCCAAAUUCUGGCCGGCGAGGUGAGGGCCCGACGAACUCUUGAUAUGAAUUUUUGCAUUGAUGUUAAGGUGGACAAAAUAUUGGCUUUACCAGGAUUAAAAAGUGAUUUAGCUUCAGGGGCACUGUCUAUAAGUAGCCAUUCGAAAAUAAGUGGAAAAGUGAAGAUUAUCAACAUCAUAAAAAAGCAUGUUGUGGUGCAAAUGAAUUGCACAAUGACUUUUGAUAUACGAAGCCAAGCCAUUCAAGAUCAGAAUUGCAAGAGGAAAAUAUCUCUGUAA
Messenger RNA from Fraxinus pennsylvanica, 669 nucleotides. The record is from the annotation of a GenBank genome assembly. NCBI's taxonomy places the organism in Eukaryota, Viridiplantae, Streptophyta, Magnoliopsida, Lamiales, Oleaceae.